CGUGCAUCGAGAGAGAGAGAGAGAGAGAGAGAGUGAGAGAGAGAGAGUGCUAGACAGGGAGGAGAGGAGAACAGAGGACAGUUGGCUGCACUGCUCAAAUGCAGUCGGAGGUUGGGAGGCGAGGAGGAUGAGUGAGCGUGGGGGAAGGAGAAGAGACAAAGGGAGAUCACAUCGUUGUUUUUUGUUCCAGAGCAAAGAGGGAAGAGAGGGAUCUAUACGGAAACGAGAAAGGAAGGAGAGCCCAACCAUGACUCUGUCAUUUUUCAGCCAGAGGAAGCAAGUCAACGGAUAACACAGCAAGAGCUCCUUUUCCUCUGUUAGGGAGGGAACUGAGGGAGAGAAUUUCAAAUGAAUAUAAAAGAUAUUUUUUAGCAAAACCAUAGCUAAUUAGUACUUUCCUUUUUGAAUUAAGAGACUCAAGAAUUGACAUUUUGCCUUCACUUUUUUCAGCAUCCCAAGAGAAAUAAACGGAAGGGAAAUCAGACAGUUGUUUUUUGUAUAUAAUUUCAGUGCUGUACAGACAUCACUCUUAUCAUUAUUAGUGUUACUUACAGCUGAUAUGCAGAAAAAUCAGGUUUCUCUUAUGCAAAAGUUUUCUAUAUUAAUUAAAUAGUCAGUUAUUUUAUUGUGUUGCAGACUUUCUCCUAUAUUGUGCUUAUUAUUAUUAUUAUUAUUAUUAUUAUUAUUAUUUGCAAUGUUCUGUUUUAUCUGGAAGCAUGUGUGCGUGUGUGCUCUUGAGCAAUAUUUGAUUUCCUCCCUGUACCGCUGCCCUAACAGAGUCUGUGUCUCUGCGAGUGUCUGGUGCUGUCUUCAUUGAGAUGUCAACAUUGAUUAACUUUAUGGCAGCAGAGACAGUGGCGGGACUUUGCCGUCUCAUGGUGUUGCAUUCGGCAGACUACUGAUUGUCAGUGAGUGUGUAUUAAACUAGCGCAGUGUGUGUAAAGUCUCUCAACUGGACGAUUAGUCGAGCCGGGGCUGACAGGUUGUGUGUUGGCGGAACUCGCCGCCUUCUGUUUGGGUUCCGUCAAGGUUUCGUCUGGCACAAAUCUGCGCUGCCUUCUGUCACCAUGGCAACAAGCUGGCAACUGUGAAGUCUAACAUUGCUGUUUCAAGUUGCUGUAAACUUUUAAGGUCACUCUGUCUCACACGAUUUAGAUAAGAGCCAACAAGCAGAUUUCAAGGUGCUUUGUAUUUUCUUUUCUUUAUUUAUUUAUUUAAAAUUUUUUUGGAGGCUUGUCUCUCUGUCCGUCCAUCCACCAUCUCUCUUUUUUACUUUUUAUACAACUUGUUAGUUUAUAUCUGUCAUCACUGGCAGUUAAGGUCAGACAGUCAGGAUUUAUACCUAUUUCCCAUGUUCUGUUCUACUGGUGCAAACAUUUUGGUCUUUGGAGUCGGCUAUAGAGCAGCGGUCACUUGUGUUGUAGUUAAACUCAGGUUUCGUCUUCUUUCUGGAGUGCCAACAAUGUACAUCCCUGCUAGUAGAGGUUUGUGAAGGCAAACAAACUUUGCUGCUUAUUAACCAAGCUUCUACUGAAACUGAAAAUAAGCUGUCCCUAUGCUAGUGAUAACUUUCAAUUGACUUUCCAUCCUCGUUUUUUUUUUUUUUUUUUUUUUUUUGCCAAUUUUUUUCUUCAUGCUCUUGUGAACCAGAACAGCACUUUUUUCACUGGCAGCCUCACACUGUUGCAUCCUUCUUUAACUAACACAUUAUAAAAACACUUUUUAUGUCUUACAUUAAAAACACAGCUGGCUUACUGGGACUUCAUCCACCUUAAUCUUAUUAAAAAUACCUUUUACGCUUCAUCUUGGAACAGGGAUUCUGCCAUAUUCUUGAUGAGCAGGUGCUACAUCCGAGUUGCCGUGGUUUGACACUGUUCAAGGCUCGGUUCUAUGUACUGUUUCUUGAUGUUUUUGUAAACAUAUUGUUGAGUUUUUAACCCCUGUUAACCUUUUUUUUUCUUUUUUUCUUUUUUUCCUUUUGUAUACACUGUGCACCUGUCAUGCCUGGUCACAAACUAAGAACACAUUUUGUCACUGAUCUUUGCACAGAUACAGUUUAUGCGGAUUCUGUGUGCGUGCCAAGUCCAGCUCACACUCCAGGACUGCAUCAAUUCAUAUUACGUGCCGUGUAUUUGUAAGCGUUGGUGCAUUUAAUCAACUCUCAGUGAGGUCCCAUAAGCUUUUGCACUUAGUGGACCUCUUUAGAACUGCACUGAAAAGACACUACAAGCUUAGUAACAAGCUUGUUCAACUCUAUUACACUCCACAGCAACACCAGAGCACUCCUAGAGCAGUGUAGUGUAGUCUCAAAUAUCACAGGACUUCAGGGUUCUGGGUCACGUGCAUGUGGCUAUUGCCUUGCCAUCCAUCUCUGUUCACUUGUACCGUUCUCUAAUGAAUACGGACUUGUAACAAUUAUAUAAUCACUGAUUAUAGCCAUUGGUGCUCUUCUAGAACAAUCUGACUCACAAUCUGGAGCUUAUUUUUUCAGAAACUGAUCUGAUGAUGUGGAUGUACUGUCAAGUGGAUGCUUGGCGCUUUUCUGUGGGAAUAGGGAAAGCCUCUGUGGACAUGACAGUCUAAAGAGCAAGGGUAGAAAUCAGCCAGCUGAUACUGUUACAGACACCGAAAGUGCUUCUGAGGUUUUGGUAAUAUAUGCAGUGGACUUGGACUGUGCUUCAUGCUUGUAGGACUGUUCUGCAUGUGCUCACGCACUGUUCCCAACUUUUCAGAACAGUUGGCAAUUAUAGACUGUUGUUUCUUUGCCAGAGGUUUCAUAAGUGUUUAUGUGACCCUGCAAUGAGUCCUGCUAUGUUCUGCGUGGGUUUUUUCUCAGGAAACUGACUUAUAAAGACCUGCUCCAUUUGAGAACCAUUUCUCAGAUGGGAGGUGUCAUUUAGGAUAAUGAGCAAGUGACUGAUUUUUCAGUCUGCCUCUAAUGAGUCCUCUCGUCGGAGAUCUCUUAGGACAGAAUGUCGAAUUGAGCCGAUCAAGUCUCAUUACAGACACUCUGACAAGCUGCUGGUUGUCGGUACCCUGGAAAGUCAUGUUCCAGAAGUUGGAAGAUGACAAACUAUAUACCUUGGCUCACACAGAUGUACAAAGUCACUAAUGGUGCUCUAAUUGUGUUACCUUUUAUAAUAGCCAUAUUUUGAUCUGAUUUCUAGAACAUUGGUAGAACAGUAUCAGGGCUCUCAAUGAUUAGUUUACCUUUUUCUAAAUCCAUCAUAUUUCUAUGUCUGUAAUUAUCUUAACAAUCUAGCUAUGUAACUUGGGGUUUAUUUUUAGUCUUGGUCUAUCAGUGAUAGAAUUCGGUUAUUGACUAGCAAGAAACAAUCAGUGAAAGUGAAUAUUUGAAAGUUGCUGUAUUUUUUAACUAAAAAGGAAGGAAGGACAAAGAGUCAGCCUGGAGAACGGGAAAGAAUACGUGGGCGGGGGAACAGGGGAGAGAGAGAUCAUCUGGAAGAAGCGGGCGAGUGUGAUCGAAAGAGAACGAGCGAGGGAGAGGGAGCGAGAACAAGAGGAGGAGGAAAGGAAGAACGGGGCCCAGUACACAGUCUGGAGGCUAAGGGAGGGAUUCCAGGAGAGGAGGGAUAGAGAAGGAGAACAACUGAAAGGAAAGAGUACAGAAGGAGCGAGAGAACCUCAGCCUGAAGUGAUUUGGAAGAGACGAGAGGAAGAGGAGAAAGAGAGAGAGAGGAUACAGCUGGAAGACAGGGGACCCAGAAUCAUCUGGAGAAAGAAGGAGAGAGAAGGAGAAGUAAGAAGGAAUAUGUAUGUCAGUGACUUGAAACAAAAAGGCGAAAGAGAAGGGAAGAGAUCAGCCGAGUGAGCUUGAUCGAGACUAGAAUGGUGCUUUCUGUGUUCUAUGUUCCUUUACACUGCAUUGUAAAGUUUACAGUAUUCUUUUAUCACGAGGACUAAUUUGUAUCAUUUAGUUCAUAAGGAUUUGAUCAAGACAAUUUGUAUAUAGCACUAUUAACCAGGAUAUAGUCUUUAAACCACUGAGAAGUUACAUACUUGGAUCUGUUUAAUUCUUUAAUCAGGAUCUUCUCAACCUUGAGGCAGAUUAUCCGCCAGUGUUCAAUGGUCUCUCACCCUCUCUCUCUCUCUCUCUCUCUCUCUCUCCCUCUCUCUCUCUCUCUUUCAGUAUUGAUCUGUCUGUCUAUUGGAAGCCUCUUCUCUUAGAGUCUCAGUUGCAGCUAAUAGUUUUUAUGGGACUCUUUCAGAUAAGAGCUAUUAUAGUUUAGCCUCUCUCAUAGAAACCAAAACACACCCUGAAUAUCAAAGAAUUUAUUUUGCUUUCUUUCAUUCAUGCACAUUUUAUUAUAAAGUGCAAGGCCAUUAAAAGACACCAACAAACUGACAUUAAGAAGACAAUCAUGCUGAGGUUCUUCAGUGGAGCUUAUGGUGCUCUAAUGAUGCGAAUAUAAAAUGUGAAUUAUGAUUAUCUCUAUGCAGGCUAAGAUCUGAUGCAAACACUCUUACACAGACGUUAACACACACUGUGUGACUACACUGAUGUCACAGUCUGCAUGAUCUGGAACUUGACAGGAAACACUUUUUAUUCUCUUUAAUUCAUAGUCUUUCUCCUCCUCCCCAUUUCUCCCCACGUUCUUCUUUUUUAAUGAACUGAGCUAACAACAACACUGUCAUUUCUUUGGUCCAAAGAUGAUGGGAUCAGUAGAUGGAGAUAAACAAGGAACUGUAACAGAAAAGAGAGGACGUGUUUGCAAUUUAUUUGAAAGAGACACUUGGAGAGACCUAAAGAGAACCUAAAACUUGGGGCUGAACUGAUAGAUGAAAAUGGAACUUGUCCCCAAAACUAAAUACACCCCCUUCAGGAGUGACUCGUUCAGUUCUACAGACGAGACAGCCUCUAAUCCUUCUCUCCCUUCCUCAGCUCCCCUCACCCCUCUUACCCCUCCAAGCAUUGUCUCAUCUCUAUCUUCCUCAUCACUCGCCCCUAUCCUGCCCCCGACGUCCCCUCGGCCAGCUGAGAACAGCCCCACUACGCUGUGCUCCUUCUUUCCCAGGAUGGGCUCCCUGCGACUGGGCAUGUCUGCCACCCUUCUCCCAGGCCUGAAGGCAUCCAGCAGGCCCCAGGAGACCCCCAGCACCUCUUCCUCUUCCUCCGCUUCUACUCCUCCUCAUCCUCCUCAUCCUCCUACUCUCCUUCCUCUAAUGGCUCCCUCUCCUCCUCCUCGUCCCCCACAGGACAUGAACCGGCUGGGUGGUGCCUCGCGGAGGGCCCGUGUGGAAGGGGGCCAGCUCGGGGGCGACGAGUGGACGCGCCACGGCUCCUUCGUCAACAAGCCCACGCGAGGAUGGCUGCACUCAGACAAUGUGGUCAGCACCAGUGGUGUCAGCUACACAGUUAGGUACAUGGGUUGUGUGGAGGUGCUGCAGUCAAUGAGGGCACUGGACUUCAACACCAGAACUCAGGUUACCAGGGAGGCAAUCUCAGUGGUGUGUGAGGCAGUACCAGGUGCCAAAGGAGCUCAACGCAGGAGGAAGCCUACAUCUCGGUGUCUGACCUCUAUCCUAGGAAAGAGUAACCUCCGGUUUGCUGGAAUGACAAUCAACCUCACCGUGUCAACGAACAGCUUAAACCUACUGACAACCGACUGCAAACAGAUUAUCGCCAACCAUCACAUGCAGUCCAUCUCUUUUGCAUCGGGAGGAGAUCCAGAUACGGCAGAAUAUGUAGCCUAUGUAGCCAAAGACCCUGUCAACCAGAGAGCAUGUCACAUCCUGGAGUGUUCUGAGGGCUUGGCUCAGGAAGUGAUCAGCACCAUUGGACAGGCCUUUGAGCUGCGUUUCAAGCAGUAUCUGAAGAACCCCCCUAAACUUGUCACCCCACAUGACAGGAUGGCUCCUUUUGAUGGCUCAGCAUGGGAGGAGGAAGAAGAGGACUUAGCUCCUCCCCCUGAAGUUCCAUACUAUAAUAACUUUCCCGGGAAACAGCCACCCCCAGGAGGCCUGGUGGACAUGAGAACUCGUCCUGGACACAGCACAGGAGCCACACUACCCUAUGGCCAGCCUGGAAUAAAUGACAUCCAUAAGCAACCUCUGCCUCCACUACCAGUGGGAGCAAAAGAAGGUGGCCUGUUUGAUGACCCCUCUUAUGUCAAUGUGGAUAAAUCCCGCCCCCAAGUGGCUGCGGCUAAUGGCAGUGCUCACAGAGAUGCUUUUGACAUGAAGCCAUUUGAUGAUGCCCUCAGUGUGUCGGGCACAGUGCCUCUGGCUCAGCAGCUGCAGAGUGAGCCCUGGUUUCAUGGUCCCCUGAGCCGCAAGAAGGCUGAGAAGCUGCUGAGCAAAGACGGUGACUUUCUGGUGCGCGAGUCGGGUACCACGCCAGGCCAGUACGUGCUCACAGGCCAGCAGGGAGGCCAGCCCAAACACCUGCUUCUGGUGGACCCGGAGGGAGUGGUUCGUACCAAAGACCAUCGCUUCGAAAGCGUCAGUCACCUGAUCAGUUAUCACAUGGACAAUCGACUGCCAAUCGUAUCUGCCGGAAGUGAGGUGUGCCUGCAGCAGCCAGUGGAACGCAGAGCCUAAGUGUCACACACACUGUUCUUCUUCUGCCAUGGUGUCUCCUUCCUUCUCAAACUCCUGUAAUUACACUUUUCCAGAGAUUGUCUCACUUUUUGCAGAGAAGAUGAGCAACAAAAAUAAGUAUCAAAAUUGAGCUCUGUACUUUGUCAAUUCAUAAUGAGGCUUGGAAGUGAUGCGAUCAUUGGACUCAUGGACCAAGAGAAAUUCACAGCCAUCAGAUUAAGCUGAAGAAUAAAAGCGAGACUCCAGUGGGGAAAAUGAGCCAAAAAAGAAAAUCCAACAGACUGGUGUAGGAUAGUUAUGGUGUAAUGUGAUGUCACUUCCCCUACAAAAUGGAAUGUGUGAUUUAAGCCUGAGAUGUCUGGGCAUUCAAGGGUUCAGCUGAAAUAUCCCUCAGUAACACUCCAAAGAGGACAGAAGAGAAGUGAAGUGAAUCAGAGACUCGAAAGACUGGUAGUUUGGUUUCAUUCAUUCAUUCUCAGAGCGUUAGUUUGUAAAGCCUGAUCAUGUAGAAUCUUUGCGUACAGCUCUGACACGUAGACAUAUAUUACAGUAGUGGGAACUCAUUCAACCACUUGAUUUAGUCGAUUCAUUUGAAUUAAUAUAUUCUUCAGAAUAAACAAGAUCCAACAGGUAGACCACUUCUAAGCACCUACUUGGAAUUGUGUUUGAAAUCUGCCCUAGUGGUUCCUAUAAAUCUCCCAUUUAACAUUUGGGAGUAUUUCAAGGCCACAUAUCAUUCUAUAUGCAAAGAGGAAUAGAUUAUUUACUGUAGAUUAUAGAUAUAAUGAAGUUAAAAAAGAGCACCAGAUGUAAACAAAAAAAGAGAGACCUAUUUACUUUCAUCGAAAUGAUGAACCCACCAAGGAGCAGAGAUCAGGAUCGAAAGAAACACAACACACAUCCAGAACCCUGCAAUCUGGAAAGAAUGGACUUGAUGAAAGAGGCUGAGAGUGAUAGACUGUAUACAGAGUUGCUCCAAGCUUAUCAGGACUCAAAAAGGGGAAAAUAAAUUCAAUCCUCGCCAUAUCGCAUCUUAAAGAGAUAGUCAUAUCCUGUUGUGGUGAUGUCAUCUUCGAGAGCACCUGUAUCGUGAACUUUUUUUUUUUUUUAAGCUGUAUAUUUCACUUUUUUAUCUGUGUUCACCUUGACAAUCAGUCUCCAUGUGUAGUUGAGUUGAAGUUUAAAAAUGAUGAGACUCAAAAAGAGUGAGGAGACAUAAAGGUUAAAAAAAAAAAGAUAGGGAUGCUAAAAUGAAUUAAAAUAUUACAUCCUGUUGCAUACAAUGCACAUUUCUGAACUAGAGUAACAUGCAAUUAAAAUGAAAUGUUUUAUCACCUCUGCCCUAUAAUCAAGACACACACACACUCCAACUUUUCCUGUUUUUAUGUUCCUGUUUGAAUUGUGCCUUUUCACUCAACAAAGCCACAUCAUUAGGAUGCAGUAGAAGUAAAGAUGAAAAAUCAAGAACUUCACUGUUGUUCAGAGUUCAUAACAUUUUCUUGCCAAAAUUCCUACACAAGUGUAGUGUGGAUUGGUCCAGGUUUUAGUUGAUGGCAGUCUUAGUUGUUUUCUUGCACAUUCGCUUAAUCCUGCUGGUAAAUAGUGCUCAUGUUUUAGUGCUGUGCUGUGGCUUAAUGAAAACUUCUAGAUAUUGUUUUAUUGUUUCUUGCUUGUGAUAUAGUUUUCCACUGCUUGUGCAGAAAUGGCUUACGAGCAUCAUAAAAUGUACAUAAAUAUCACAUAUCACAAUGUUCAUAAUUCUUGUAAGCUCAACCAAGACCCCGACUGGAUAAGGCCAGACAGCCCUGUUAUGAAUGUCAGCUUUGAUUGAAGAAGCAAGAACCCAAUUAAAAUGAUGAUAGUGAGUUUUCUUUCUUUCUUAUGGAUUUACUAAAGCAUCUGUUAACUGCAGGGUUUGAAUUUAUCUCCAAAUGUACCACUCAAGUGCAAAGAUUUCUGUAAUUGGAAACAUGAUAUCAUCAUAAUUAGUUGGAGUUGAUCUGUUCUAGACCCAGUUUGGGUAAUAUUAGACCUUUGGCAUUGAUGUGUAGGGCAGGCAGAUUCUUGUCUGUGGCUCAGUUUGCUGUCUUAAAUUAUUUGAGUUCUUCACUCUGUGGGUGUGGUCAAAAAAGUGACUGGUGCAGUGCCAAGUGCGUUCUACCCAGGUGUGUGGGUGUGAUAGAAAGUCCCGGAAAACACUGGCCUGCUCUGCCUCACUGACUCCUCCUCACUUGUUGCAUGGAAACCCUCUGCAGUCUUUGUGUUAUAGUGACAAUGGUUUCUUUUUGUGUGUGUGUGUGUGUGCUCGCCUUAUGACUGUGUUUUUUUUUUGUUUGUUUUUUGCAUUUUCAAGGCCAAAGGUUUAUUUGCCUUACCAGCACAAGACUUGUUUUUUAUGUUGCCUUUUCUUCUUGAUUUAUUUUAAUAUGCCUUUAAUGUUCUUUUUUUGGGGGAAAAUACAUGUUUACAUAUGUAUCUGGAACUAUAGAUUGCAUAUAUAAAUGCAUUAUCAGACGA
Messenger RNA from Pangasianodon hypophthalmus (striped catfish), 9078 nucleotides. RefSeq names its product SHC (Src homology 2 domain containing) transforming protein 1 (gene shc1). The coding region runs from base 4801 to 6561 and encodes 586 amino acids. NCBI's taxonomy places the organism in Eukaryota, Metazoa, Chordata, Actinopteri, Siluriformes, Pangasiidae. Gene Ontology annotation, cellular component: plasma membrane. Gene Ontology annotation, molecular function: receptor tyrosine kinase binding. Gene Ontology annotation, biological process: intracellular signal transduction; cell surface receptor protein tyrosine kinase signaling pathway. The transcript is spliced from 12 exons. The record is from RefSeq and is a predicted model, not a curated record.